Fonsecaea monophora is the source of this 666-nucleotide messenger RNA. RefSeq lists its product as hypothetical. The coding region runs from base 1 to 666 and encodes 221 amino acids. The record is from RefSeq and is a predicted model, not a curated record. The transcript has a single exon. Lineage: Eukaryota; Fungi; Ascomycota; Eurotiomycetes; Chaetothyriales; Herpotrichiellaceae.
AUGAAGUCUCUUCUCACGCGGUCCGUUUCUCUCCUCGCCACUUUUUCCGUCGUCUCUCACGCCUUUGCCUCUGAUCCUUCACCGAAGUCUUCACCGCCCUCUGCCAACGAGACGCUCUACAUCACCGCCCUGACCAACUACGCGGACCCGCCGUACCUGGCCCGCUUGCAGUGCUGGGCCCUCACCACCCGGUUCACCGUCUAUCCGACGGUCGGGCGCGCUCUGGCCCUCGGCGACGUCGACAAUGCCACGUACGUGGUGCUCCCGCCACGCAGCGGCGAAGGCUGGCACCGGCCGCCCCACGCCAUGUUUUUCGUGCUGUUGAGCGGCGUGGCGCAGGUGUAUGUUCCCCGUCGUGAUGGCGGUGGCCGUGGGUUUGGAGAGUCAUCUCCUCCUUCUCAACGAAAUCAGCAUCAACGACAACAACAGAACUAUCUAGCUACUCAGUCACCGCCACGACCCCACCCCACCGACCCGCGCUGGGACACCAUAACCAUCACGCCGGGCUCGGCGCAGCAGAUCCUCGUCGCCGCGGACACGGACACGCGCGCCAGGGGCCAUUUGACCUUUUACCCGGGCGACGGGGACAGUGUGGCGCUGCAGAUUCCCUUUCGGGACGGGGUCGUGCCGGCGCACACGGUCGUGCAUGAGGGGGCGUGUAAGUGA